Messenger RNA from Aspergillus melleus, 792 nucleotides. RefSeq lists its product as uncharacterized. The coding region runs from base 1 to 792 and encodes 263 amino acids. The record is from RefSeq and is a predicted model, not a curated record. The transcript has 2 exons. Lineage: Eukaryota; Fungi; Ascomycota; Eurotiomycetes; Eurotiales; Aspergillaceae.
AUGUUCCCGCAAAGAGAUCUCUCUCUGAUGGCAAGCGUUCUGGACGAGCACCAGAUACCACAUGUGGCGGGAUGGGAUGCGAGUCGCGUGCUAUGGGGGGUCCCUAUCUAUGUAGACGCAACCCAGCUCAUCAUCAACGACGAGCAUUUCUCCACGGCCAUGGAUCUGAUUACCAAUGCCGGAUAUACACCAUGCACUGAUGACAAGUGCUGGAUCGUUCAAAAGACACAUUACGUUCAAUUCCCCGACGGCCAUUUCCAUGUUAAGUGGGUCGGGGAAGGGGGCCACGCGAUCGGGCUGUACAAGAAAUCGCUUGUCUACUGGGGCUUGCCCGAUUUCCCAACCGAGCCUCCUGCCGUCGACGACCGCAAUUUCAUCCUCUCCAACGAUUCGCGACUGCGCACACCCUGGGACCCCAAAAUCACUCCGAUCAAGAUUCUCACCAAGGUGGCUCUUGCCGAGACAUUGAUAUCCCUGGAAGCACGAGAUGUGGAUCACAUCAAUUGGUUGGCACACACCUGGCACUGGUACAUGAAUGAGAGCAUGCUUCACGGCGGCCAGGACUGGAUCGAAAAGAAAGACCUUCUCCCUCAUUUCCAUGAGUAUUGGGAGCUUUUCACAACACCCGAGCGACCUGGAAUUGGGUUCGCCAUGCAGGAUGCUCUGCGAGACCUUCAUCAGAGGAUGCUGGCAGAGGGGAAUAUGCCCGCUCCCCCAGACAAUUGCGGCUUGACCGAUCCGAAGGUCAUAGAGAUUUUCAAGAAGUACGGCUAUGGAACCUUGAGAGGAUAG